Drosophila sechellia is the source of this 1438-nucleotide messenger RNA. It is a transcript of the gene Trf, whose product is annotated as TATA-box binding protein-related factor. The record is from RefSeq and is a predicted model, not a curated record. Lineage: Eukaryota; Metazoa; Arthropoda; Insecta; Diptera; Drosophilidae. Gene Ontology annotation, biological process: DNA-templated transcription initiation. Bases 56 to 730 code for a protein of 224 amino acids. The transcript has 2 exons. Gene Ontology annotation, molecular function: DNA binding.
UAAAAUAGGACAACACUGGCCACGUCGCGUGCGGAUUUGUUUAUAAUUUUCGGCAAUGCAGUUUCACUUUAAAGUCGCGGACGCUGAAAGGGACAGGGACAAUGUGGCUGCGACCAGCAACGCCGGCGCAAAUCCGCACGUAGCCCUGCAGCCGCAGCAGCCCGUUGCCCUGGUGGAGCCCAAGGAUGCACAACAUGAGAUACGAUUGCAGAAUAUCGUGGCCACCUUCUCCGUGAACUGUGAACUGGAUCUCAAGGCAAUCAACUCGCGCACGAGGAACUCGGAGUACUCGCCCAAGCGCUUUCGGGGCGUCAUCAUGCGGAUGCACUCGCCCAGGUGCACAGCGCUGAUCUUCCGAACGGGCAAGGUCAUCUGCACGGGUGCACGAAACGAGAUUGAGGCGGACAUUGGAUCGCGAAAGUUCGCACGCAUCCUGCAGAAGCUUGGAUUCCCCGUAAAGUUCAUGGAAUACAAGCUGCAGAACAUUGUGGCCACCGUUGAUCUGCGCUUCCCCAUUCGCCUGGAAAACCUCAACCAGGUGCACGGCCAGUUCAGUUCCUACGAGCCGGAGAUGUUUCCAGGCCUCAUCUAUCGCAUGGUCAAGCCGCGCAUCGUUCUCCUGAUCUUCGUCAACGGAAAGGUUGUAUUCACGGGCGCCAAGUCGCGCAAGGACAUCAUGGACUGCCUGGAGGCGAUAUCACCUAUUUUACUAAGUUUUCGCAAGACGUAGUUGUCUCUACACAUCCAAAUGUUUUUGUUUAGCUUAGUUAUAUUCCAUAAGUAUAUUUUUAAUAUAUUUACCUUAACCUUUUUAGUAAAAAAUGUGAAAUGCAAUAACUUAAUUGUUUAUUUCCAUGUGUAAAUUCAUAGAAAUUGUACAAUUUUAUUUUGGCCUUACUAAGCAAAUUCAUUUUUAUUUUAAAGAAACUUUUAUUUAAAAUGUAUAUUUUAAUGUCUUGUAAUCCAUUUCAUUCUAUUCUUGAUAAGAUAUUUGUAAAUCUAUGGAAUAAUUACUAUAUACAUUUUUGUACCCAUUCCUAGAAAUUGGGCAAAAAUAUUCAAAUGCACUAAUUCUGGAGUGGACCCAACAUUCCAAGAAAAGAAAACACAUUUGGAUAAACAUUAUUUUUAUUUAUUUUCAGGUUUAUUACAAAAGAAAACACAAGACACUUCAUAGAGAUUCGAUUCGAUUCUUAUGGUACGGAAAGGAGCGACAAUCUUAAGUUGUGUAGAAAAAUUUCCUUGCUCCUCGCUUAGUUAGCUUCAUGUACAUGGCUAUGUGAGAUUUGUGUUGGGAAUUUAUAAACUAAUUGUGGUUCAUAUGAAGGCGUAUAUAUAGGUAUCAAACUUACAAACUAUGCAGAUUCAUUAUUUGCAUAAAUUAAUUGGACGGUUUCUUCAACGAGUUUCUCUUCAUUUCGUUUCAAAAAGUAUUCAA